Messenger RNA from Pisolithus orientalis, 426 nucleotides. RefSeq lists its product as uncharacterized. NCBI's taxonomy places the organism in Eukaryota, Fungi, Basidiomycota, Agaricomycetes, Boletales, Pisolithaceae. The record is from RefSeq and is a predicted model, not a curated record. The transcript is spliced from 4 exons. Bases 1 to 426 code for a protein of 141 amino acids. Gene Ontology annotation, molecular function: serine-type endopeptidase inhibitor activity.
AUGACUCAAAACGGUUCCAGUGAAUACUACAUUACUUCUGUGGAACAUCAGCAGUUCCUUAGUGACGCCAAAGACAACGGCGUGCUUCCUCCCUACCCGAUUUUUACCAUCACAAAACGCGAGGGGGUCAACACUUACACCAUCAAGGUCAAUGGGAACACCAUCCGGAACUUAGAUAAUUGUGUCAGUUCCUUCGAAGACAGACAUACUGAGGAGUGGAUUAUCACUUUCAGGGAGGCCCAUAGACCAUAUACUGUUGAGAGGAAGGGUGAAGGCGGUUUGGCAUGGACUGCUCCCUGGCUCGAGCCGAAAAAACCUAAUCCCUUGCAGAUUCUCUGUGAGCCCCUCAUCGGUAAUCUAUCAGACCCUCCUCAGUUCGACCCUGCCCAUCUGUUUAAAUUUGAGCUUGCGAAAAGAGUGAAGUGA